Messenger RNA from Lingula anatina, 1279 nucleotides. RefSeq lists its product as uncharacterized. Lineage: Eukaryota; Metazoa; Brachiopoda; Lingulata; Lingulida; Lingulidae. The record is from RefSeq and is a predicted model, not a curated record.
AACACUGCCGCACUCUUCAACGUGUUACCAUCUGUCGCGUAACGACGUGCACCCAAGCGCGAGCGCAUCAUUUGACGUGUCAGCAUGACGUCAUGAUUUGACGUCAUUGUCUCGUGACGGUUGAAGAUCGCGUUCGUGGUGCGUACCUUGAAGACGAUACUCUCAGCAAUAAAGAGUAGAAGUUCCAGAGUUUUUUUCGUAGAAAAAAGAAUAAGUGAAACGAUGCGUGUCCUAGUGAUUGGAAUUGCCUGCUUGGCACUAAUUUACACAGUCUCUGCACAAGAUGAACCUAUGGGGGCAGACACCUCCGUCGACGUGCCGUCAGAUGGGGAUUCGAUGGAUCAGCAGCUUGACAAUACCUUAGGAAAACGUGAUGUAAGCAUGGACUACGAUGAUGAUGAUGAUGAUAUCCGCAGGAAGAGGCAGUUGGAGGGAAUUGACAUCCCGUCACCAGCAAGCAGCCAAGAUGAAGGCGAGACAAGCGAAACCGAACUUGUGCGAAAGCGCAGGGAGGUGCCGGCAGACAUUGGAGCCCCUCAAGCCGAGGCUGAUCUCCGCCAGAAACGCCAGUUCGACGAUGACGACGAUGACGACGAUUUCCUGCAAAAGAGGAGCAUUUUUGAUGAUGAUGAUGAUGAUGACGACGACGAUGACUUAAUGGACACGGUGAGCAGGUCAAGGCGGUCACUGGACGACGAAGAUGGUGAUGACGACGGCGAGGAUAUUGAUACUUUCCGUGAACGUCUGAGGAGAUCCAUAUUAGACGAUGAUGACGACGACGACGACGAUGAUGAAGAUGUCGACGACGACGACGAUGUUUAGAAGUGAAGAGCAUUUCAAUUUGAAAAAAGGAAACUUACCCAUCUUGGACUUGUUUAUCAGUGCCACAUGAAACUGUAAUAUUUGAUAAGAACAAGUUGACAGAUUGGUACGUUUGUAAUUUUUUCAAUGAGAAAAAUAAAGAAAGAACGAACAUUUUGUGCAGUAAAGACAUAAACUUUUGGUUUACUGUGUGGGACUGCACUAAGCAUAACAUCGCAUAUGGCGUGAAGAUUUUCUGGCAGGAUUAUGCAAAUAGCUGCUAUUUUGAAUAAAGUGUUUUGUGCUUCUAAUUAUCAUUUCAUUGGCAAAUGUGUCAUGUUUUUUUUCUAUUAAGAAAUGUAAAGUUAUAACUGUUUUAAAGGGUUUAGUACUAGUGUGGCUAUUUUCUUUACAAGUAGCUUUUAUCAUAAUGUAAAUUCCACAAUGUAAAGAAUUGUAAAACGUGUAGUGUGCAGCU